AUGGCUGAUACAAAUUCUAAUGAUACUGUAAUGGGUGAAGUCAAUACAGCAGUUGCAACUACAGAUACAAAUACAAAUACAACAGCCACUACUACCAAUACAGCCACCGAGCAACCAACCACCACUAGAAUAGAAGAGGUAAAAUCAGUUAAAUCACAAAGAAUUGCAACACAUAGUCAUAUUAAAGGUUUAGGUUUAAAUGAAAAUGGUUCAGCUACAGAAAUUGCAGAUGGUUUAGUUGGUCAAGUUAAAGCAAGAGAGGCUGCAGGUAUUGUUACAGAAUUAAUUAAAUCAAAAAAAAUGGCUGGUAAAGCAUUAUUAUUAGCAGGUCCACCAGGUACAGGUAAAACAGCAUUAGCAUUGGCAAUUUCACAAGAGUUGGGUAGUAAAGUUCCAUUUUGUCCAAUGGUUGGUUCAGAAGUUUAUUCAUCAGAAGUUAAAAAGACAGAAAUUUUAAUGGAAAACUUUAGACGUUCAAUUGGAUUAAGAGUUAAAGAAAUUAAAGAAGUUUAUGAAGGUGAGGUUACAGAAAUCACCCCAGAAGAAACUGAUAACCCAUUAGGGGGUUAUGGUAAAACUAUAUCACAUGUUGUAAUCGGAUUAAAAACAACUAAAGGUACAAAACAACUUAAACUUGAUCCAACCAUUUAUGAAUCAAUUCAAAAAGAGAAAAUUACAGUAGGUGAUGUUAUUUAUAUUGAAGCCAAUAGUGGUUCAGUUAAAAGAGUUGGUCGUUCAGAUUUUUAUGCUACCGAACACGAUUUAGAAGCCGAAGAAUAUGUACCAUUACCAAAAGGUGAAGUAUUUAAAAAGAAAGAUAUUAUUCAAGAUGUUACACUUCAUGAUUUAGAUUUAGCCAAUGCCAAACCACAAGGUGGUCAAGAUAUAAUGUCAAUGAUGGGUCAAAUGAUGAAACCAAAAAAAACAGAAAUUACAGAAAAACUUCGUUUGGAAAUUAAUAAAAUUGUUAACAAAUACAUUGAACAAGGUGUUGCAGAGUUAGUACCAGGUGUUUUAUUCAUCGAUGAAGUUCACAUGCUCGAUAUUGAGUGUUUCUCUUAUCUUAACAGAGCAUUAGAGUCAACAUUAGCACCAAUUGUUAUUUUUGCAACCAACCGUGGAAAUUGUGUUAUUAAAGGAACUGACAACGAUAUUCAAUCACCACAUGGUAUCCCAGUUGAUCUUUUAGAUCGUUUAAUGAUCAUUCGUACUCUCCCAUAUAACUAUACAGAAAUUGUUCAAAUUCUUACAAUUCGUGCAACCAUUGAAGGCCAUAAAAUUGAAGAUGAUGCUCUUCAAUAUCUUGCUGAAAUUGGUACUAAUGCUUCACUCAGAUAUUCAAUUCAACUUUUAACUCCAGCUUCAAUCCUCUCAAAAACCUAUGGCAGACCCUCAAUUACAAAAGAAGACAUUGAAGAGGUUAAUACAUUAUUUAAUGAUGCUAAAACUUCUGCAAAAUUAUUAGAGCAAAAUAAAUCAAAAUAUUUAUAUUAA
Messenger RNA from Dictyostelium purpureum, 1494 nucleotides. RefSeq names its product AAA ATPase domain-containing protein. The transcript has 2 exons. The record is from RefSeq and is a predicted model, not a curated record. Gene Ontology annotation, biological process: regulation of transcription by RNA polymerase II; box C/D snoRNP assembly; chromatin remodeling. Gene Ontology annotation, molecular function: ATP hydrolysis activity; DNA helicase activity; ATP binding. The coding region runs from base 1 to 1494 and encodes 497 amino acids. NCBI's taxonomy places the organism in Eukaryota, Evosea, Eumycetozoa, Dictyosteliales, Dictyosteliaceae. Gene Ontology annotation, cellular component: Ino80 complex; NuA4 histone acetyltransferase complex; Swr1 complex.